AUGGCUUAUAUCCCUAUAACGCAAGUCGACGCAAUACUGCUCCUCGACCAACACGGGGAACGCAUUGCGGUCAACUACUACCCGCAGCACUGCGCGGCUACGACCUCUGCAGAUGGCGUAAAAAACUUAUGGGAGGAUGUGGCGCGCCAGAAGGUCAUUGAGAAGAGCCUAACCAAGGAGCUGGAGCUGGCGAAAGCACGAGGUACGGAAAUCACGCUGGUGUCACACGGUGUUACAGAGGGCGCUUACGGUAUUCGCAUGAUCGAGGGGCACCUCGUAAGCUACUACAUUGCUGCCGAUUUCGCUAUAAUCGUUGUUGGCCCAAGCAAGGAAAACGAAGUCCUGCUGACGGACUUAUGCACGACCGUCAAGAAGUGUCUGCUCUCAGUCACAGACGAACAGCUGAAGAAAGAGGUCGUCUGCAACAAGCUGGAUUCGGUAUUUCUAAUCCUUGACGACGUCGUCGACGGAGGGUUCGCAACAUAUAAGUGUCACUCAUACGUCAGCAGAAUCAUAAUGGAGUCGGAUCACAACGUCAUAAUACGACGGCUAAAGGGAAAAUCUGGUGACUCGUCAGAUCACUUGCCACUCAACCAGGCAAUAUACAACAUUCGCAACAACGUCAUCAGGAGUCUGCUUAACUCUUGA
This is a messenger RNA of Babesia bigemina, 648 nucleotides long. RefSeq names its product nonclathrin coat protein zeta2-cop-related protein, putative. Gene Ontology annotation, biological process: intracellular protein transport; intra-Golgi vesicle-mediated transport; retrograde vesicle-mediated transport, Golgi to endoplasmic reticulum. NCBI's taxonomy places the organism in Eukaryota, Apicomplexa, Aconoidasida, Piroplasmida, Babesiidae. The coding region runs from base 1 to 648 and encodes 215 amino acids. Gene Ontology annotation, cellular component: COPI vesicle coat. The record is from RefSeq and is a predicted model, not a curated record. The transcript is spliced from 4 exons.